AUGGCACCACCACCGCCGCCCUCGUACACCAAGGUCACUCACUCUGCCUCAUAUGCUAGUAUCAAUCCAACUCAGCCCAGCCUGUCGACUACAAACAAGGUUGUGCUGAUCACUGGCGCAUCUGGCGGCAUCGGCCGAGCCACAGCCUCAUCCUUUGCUGCGCCGGCCACGAUUGUCCGCGCCAGCAAUGCAGAGGUUUUGAUACAAACCUACGAGGCUGAGCUGUGCGAUGCUUCGAGCGUACGCAAUGCCAUGAACAAGGUGGCUACCGAGUUUGGCGGCAUUGAUAUCCUCGUGCACUGUGCUGGCAUCCUGGCCCCCGUUGUUCCGCUUCUGGAAGCUGAUCCGGCUACUUUCCUGGACGGCUAUAAGACUACCGUUAUCGCUACAUUGGUGACAGCACAGGCUAUUAUCCUGGCAAACAAGGAAGUCAGCCCCAACGAGGACAAGCCAAUCACUUUUAUCAAUAUGACCACAGCCGGCAUCUUGUUUCCCCCGUUCACUGGCAUGGGCGCAUAUGUGAGCAGUAAGAUGGCCGCCGUCAAGCUCUUACAGUCCUUUGCCGCCGAGAACCCACAAAUCCGCCUUCACAAUGUGCAUCCUGGAUUCAUUGACACGGCUAUGUCUGCUAAGCUGUCAGAGUCGAUAAAAUUGCCAUUUGCCCACGAUGACAGUCAGUAUAAACAUAUCUUGUCCUCUGUGGCUAAUCUGUUUUUCAUCCAAAUCACUAACGAGAAUUCUUUUUUUUUUUGCAGUCUCUCUCCCCGCGGAUUUCCUUGUCUGGGUUGUCUCUCCCGAAGCAGAGUUUCUUAA
Penicillium taxi is the source of this 813-nucleotide messenger RNA. RefSeq names its product SDR family NAD(P)-dependent oxidoreductase. The record is from RefSeq and is a predicted model, not a curated record. The coding region runs from base 1 to 813 and encodes 270 amino acids. Lineage: Eukaryota; Fungi; Ascomycota; Eurotiomycetes; Eurotiales; Aspergillaceae. The transcript is spliced from 2 exons. Gene Ontology annotation, molecular function: oxidoreductase activity. Gene Ontology annotation, cellular component: cytosol.